Molecule: messenger RNA, 1665 nt
Organism: Echinostoma caproni
Lineage: Eukaryota; Metazoa; Platyhelminthes; Trematoda; Plagiorchiida; Echinostomatidae
Source: the annotation of a GenBank genome assembly
AUGGAGGAUGAGGAAAAGUUUAUUGUCACGAAAGAUAGCGUUUUUGGUCUAUUUUUGCGCAAGUUCGCUUUGGGUUUUCAUCACCUGAGUUUCGAAGAGAUGAUACGAUUCAUGGAUUUGUUUUUUGAUGCAUACGACACGAUUGUACAAAAUAGCCCACCGGAAACCAAGUGUAGGAUGACAGAAAAAUUCCACUUUGAUGCCCCAUCUGCUCUUUCAACGCGCAAACACGCUUACGAGGCCUCAACAAAGAUUGUCAACAGUAUCGGACAGCUAGGUGGUCGACCGCAGGCAGAUGUAAAAAAGUUUGACGAAAUUCUCACCAUGUCGAAAAAUUUGUUCCCAGAUUUACCGGCACCGUACUACGCGGCUCAUCUGCUUGCUACUCGCAAGCGUAAUCUGACUGAAGCCGAAUCGAAUCUACAUGCUUACGUGGAAACUCGAAUGGCAGCAGGCGGUCUGGAUAAGAGUAUGAGCAACACAUGCGCGUAUUUGUCGAUUGCAGCGGCAGCGAUGCACUUAUCAUUCGGUCAGUGGCAACGAAGCAAGUGUUUGGAAAAAGAAGCAUUAAAAAAAGCUUUAGAAAGUGAAUGCAAAGCACCACUCAAUCAUGUCAGGCACGUGGCUCUUGCCGAACUACGGACCAGUUUCUGGGACAUGGUUGAUUCGGGAGCUUCGGCUAAGGAUUUACUCGCUAUGUAUUUCAAUUCCGUGGUCGCCAUGUCGCCCACCUAUUUUGCUCUCUGCCUGUUAGAUGUGGCCACCUUAUGGUCAUUGUACGGCUAUCCCACCUUGUACGCUGCCUUACUUCAGUGUAUUGUGAACGCAGAUUGUCUACAACCCUGCCCAUAUUCGGAUGCUGUUUUGACCACGGCUUUCUCCGGACUGAUCAAGGAGUAUAAUGCCUCGGGUGCUGUGAGUGAGGCUCUUGAAGUAACCAAGGCGUGUAAUCGCGUGCUCUGCCGUUUCGUGGAGAAAUCCCUAAUCCAUCAAGCCAGUCUACAAGUCGAAUUGGAACAGGCUCUGCGUAGCCGAACAGAUCUGUCUCGUUGUGACCGUUUGAUUAACGCGUUACGGCUCUGUUGUCCUUGGGAAGCAGCAUUCUAUCAAGCAGAAGUGGAACGUUGUCGGGGCAAUCCACUCACCAGCCAUGAUUUGUUGCAACAUGUUGUGGACUCUGUCACCGAACGAUUGGGCCUGUCUGUUGAUGCCUGUGACCGAUUCUCAAUAGGACUACAAUCCAGUAGCGCUGUCAACCGGCAGGAAUCCAAAGAAUUACCGUUUACACGAGUCCAAUUCCCGCAGUUCAAUCGACAGAUUCCCGUCGGUGGUCAAGUGAAACUGGCACAAAUCGGUUUACGCGCGCACCUUGCACUGGCCUCGAGGCAUCUCAGUCGAGCUGCUGCCCUUGCGGAACGGUAUCGCCUGGGGCUGGGUGAAGUCACUGUCAGGCUUUUUCACCAAGUGAUCUCGGUCCAGUGUGGACAAAAUUUGACCGAUUCGAACGAUUUCAACUCGAUCGUUCACCAGCUGUUUCAUCGUGCGGAUCGAUGGGCCCGUUGUCGAUGUGUCGUUUUUGCAGCACGAAUCAAUCUCAAAAAUUGUGCGGUUGGUGCCGAACGCGAUCAAGGUAAUUUGGUUUUGUGCGGAUAUAUUUUUCUCUAA